Molecule: messenger RNA, 2693 nt
Organism: Agrilus planipennis (emerald ash borer)
Lineage: Eukaryota; Metazoa; Arthropoda; Insecta; Coleoptera; Buprestidae
Product: HMG box transcription factor BBX
Exons: 3
Coding region: 264-2099 (611 amino acids)
Biological process (GO): regulation of transcription by RNA polymerase II
Cellular component (GO): nucleus
Molecular function (GO): DNA-binding transcription factor activity, RNA polymerase II-specific; RNA polymerase II transcription regulatory region sequence-specific DNA binding
Source: RefSeq, a predicted model, not a curated record
GGAGCGAGGUAAGGGGAACAGCUGACAGUCGAACUAAAACACCGCAGACAUCUUGCAUUCGAAUAUGGUUCUUUCAUACUAGAACAAUCUUAAAUAAUGUGACAGAAACUAUCAAAUUAAUUUUUAUUUAAUAAAAAUAGACGGCCUAACAACUGUAGUUUGUGUAAAGUGUCAGUGAAAUUGUGUCCUGUUUUUCUUACAAUAAUUAUUAAACGUGACGUCAUGUGAUUGCGUUUAUGGAGUGUGUAUGACAAGAAAAAAAAAUGAGUUCUGUUACCGAAAACAACAACACUUUCUUUCUUCAAAAGAAAUUCACUCCGGACGUUUCCGACAGGGAAUUAUACCUUCAUGCGAACAACUAUCCCUCCCUGGUAUCGAUAGAAAAUUUGAGUAAUAACAAUAACAAUAAUAAUAACAAUAACAACAACCAAACGGACACAGACAAAAACAUCAAUGAUGUUUGGACAAAGGAUAAUUUUAUGAAAAAGAAAGCACAAUGUGGAUUGAAAGAAUCCUCCGCUAAGAACGCUAACAUUAUAAAAACCUGGGCAUCGAAAGAAUCGGAACAAAAAGAGGAAGACGUGCAAGAUGAAAUGGCAAACGAUGAGGUUGCAGAAGAUGAUAAGAAGGAAUCGUCACCAAGACCGCCUACACCUGAAAAAGAAUCGACUUCUCCAUCCCAUCACGCCAGAAGACCCAUGAAUGCAUUUCUGAUAUUUUGUAAAAAGCAUCGACCCAUAGUACGUCUGAAAUUUCCAAAUUUGGAAAACAGAGGCAUCACGAGAAUAUUGGGAGAAUGGUGGGCAAUGUUAGACACUACUGACAAAAGCGCUUAUACCAGUUUAGCCAAAGAAUACAAGGAUGCAUUUUUCUCUGCGAAUCCCGACUUCAAAUGGUACAAGUUACCCGCACCACCCCUGCGUACCCUCACAACCCGGCCUACAACCACUUUACCAUCAAAAAUGUCACCGGUUUCCAGCCCACCACAGAACAGUAUAUCUAACGCCGAAUUCACUCCUGGAAAACUGGCUGACGAAUCCCAGCUAGGCAGUCUCACUUCUUUGUUGAGCCCCAACAGUACCAUGAAGUCGGAUACCACAUACAUGGACGUGGAUAAAUCAAAAUCAGUAGCUCAAUCGACUACCUCCCUCCAAACAAACAAUUGUACAUCUUCAACGAAGAAAACAGAUACUUCAACUUUUAAUACACCAGAGAAUAGCAUAAAGGUGAGUACCAGUGUGCCUCCCAAGAAGAGAAUCAGCGAAAAUUUCAGCAAUUUCGACAAUAAAAACGUCGUCCGUGAUAUUUUCAACACCAAAUCGUCCACAAAUUAUCAAGAAGAGGACGAUGGUAACGUUACCAAACAGGAUCUGGUCGAUAAGGUCGUGGACAGUAUAUUUUCCGCUAACAAAGACGAUGAAAUAAUGAAAUCCAACGAUUCAAAAGAACCCAGAAAGUCCAUUCGAUCUUGCAAGGGCAGAAGAUACGCCGAAUUUAUGGUAGAAGGAAAACUGUUUGGAAACAAGCACUCCAAGAAAGGUGCAAUGCAAGACAAAUAUAAGUACGAGACACCCAGAUCUCCAAUUCUUCAUGUAAAAUCUUCUUCCAAGCAAAAUUUGAUUGCUCCAUACUUGGAAGACACCAUCAAGCGUUUGGCCGAACGUACAAAUAAGAACGUUUAUAGCAAACUAGAAAACACUAAAGACGAAAAGAUGGACGAAGAUAGACCUAAAAGUUCUCAAUCGGAAAACUCGGAAGAAGGAAAUUCUUCAAGUCAAAAUUAUUUCGAUUUGGACUUGAGGAUUUCAGAACUUCCCAGUUUGAGUUACGAUGCUUAUGUGCAACGUAAAAGGGCCAAUAAGAAGCGAAAACCGAUAAGGCAUAAAAUUGAAGAGAACGAUUCAAAGUCAAAUUGUGUUGGAACUGUUCCCAAAAAUGAAGAGAAUUGUCUCGUUGGAUCGAAGAAAAGGAAAAACAAGAAUUCAAUUACCAGACUUGAAAGUCCAAACGAUCAUGCUAUUAUAAGUCAGUUUACUAACGAUUUAUCUGGUCUAGCCACAUUGGCUGAAAUAGCAGCAAACACCGAAAAAAUUAACUGAAAAUAUUUUUUACCCAUUCAAAAAAGUCUAAAAGUAUGUAUACAAGAUGGUUCAUAGGACAACUGCAAAAUUCUAGACAUGAAAAUGGAAUGUUUUGAUCAGACAAAGAUAUCUAUGGGAUUGAGGUUUAUUACAAAAAUUCAAAAACCAUUACUAAUUUAAAUAGAUUAGAAUGAGCUUUUUCAAUUAAUAAAGGAAUCCUCUAAAAUUUUUUGGAAUUACUGUUCUCUCAAAAUCAACACCCAAUAUACAUUUCUUUUAUAAUAUUAUUUUUAUGUUUAGAAUCGGCAGUUGCUCUAUGUCCUAAUCUGUAUAGACCACCAAAAAUAUGUUUUUAUUGGUUCCAAAAUCAGGAAUGGAUUAUGUAUUUAUUUACAGAAAAUUUUUUAAGGAGAUAAAUAAUCACGAUGGGUUGUUAAGUUUUAAAAUUUUACAAAGCAAUAUCAUAAAUUAGUAGAAUAGAUUCGCGUAAGCAAAAGAAACAUAAAAAAGGAAAAGAAAACUACUUUUUAUGGUCGUUAAUUGAUGAGGAAAUUAUAUUUAAAUAAAGAUACACGAUAUACCUUCUAGUGUCUUAGAAAAACGCCUUCACUC